AUGCGUUCCUCCGUCCUUUUCUCUUCUCUCCUUUUUGCCAACAGCGCCCUCGGUGCGCCAUUGGAUGGGGUUCUUAGUCGGCGCAAGGAGGUCAGCCACGACUCUCUCACUCCUCUAGCACAGACUGUCCAGGAUAAUGCUGUCGGCAAGGCAAUCGACAGAUUUAACCCUUUGCUUCAAAUUGUCUCCGGUUGCCAGCCGUACACCGCAGCCAAUGAUGCCGGUGAUACAAGCGGAGGCUUAAAGCCAACCGGCAGUUCAACUGGAGGCUGCAAAGAUAACAGCAAGGGCCAGACCUAUGCCAGAGGAGCCAAGCAUGGCGACAAGUUCGCCAUCAUGUACGCCUGGUAUUUCCCCAAGGAUCAGCCUACCGAUGGAGUCCCUGUGGGAUCGCAUAGGCAUGAUUGGGAGAGCAUUGUCGUCUGGAUCAACGAUCCUGAAGUUGCUGAGCCCACAAUCUUGGGAGGCGCUGCAUCAGGCCAUGGAGAGUUCAAAAAGGUCGAGAAUGUCCCGAAAGAAGGCUCCAGAGUCAAGGUCGAAUACUUCAACCAGGGCUUCUUGAACCAUGAACUGCAGUUCUCCCAGUUGACCGGCCGAGUGUACCCCGUCGUUGACUGGGACGCCAUGCCAAAGCCUAUGCAAGAUGCACUCAACAACACUGAUUUCGGCUCAGCGAACGUCCCAUUCAAGGAUGAGAACUUUACGAGGAAUCUGGAUAAGGCUUCUAUUUGA
Messenger RNA from Colletotrichum truncatum, 732 nucleotides. Its product is annotated as necrosis inducing protein. The record is from RefSeq and is a predicted model, not a curated record. Lineage: Eukaryota; Fungi; Ascomycota; Sordariomycetes; Glomerellales; Glomerellaceae.